This is a messenger RNA of Labeo rohita (rohu), 7810 nucleotides long. RefSeq names its product zinc finger protein 721. Gene Ontology annotation, biological process: regulation of transcription by RNA polymerase II. Bases 221 to 5041 code for a protein of 1606 amino acids. The transcript has 3 exons. The record is from RefSeq and is a predicted model, not a curated record. Gene Ontology annotation, cellular component: nucleus. Gene Ontology annotation, molecular function: DNA-binding transcription factor activity, RNA polymerase II-specific; RNA polymerase II transcription regulatory region sequence-specific DNA binding. Lineage: Eukaryota; Metazoa; Chordata; Actinopteri; Cypriniformes; Cyprinidae.
GAUUGCGUCUCAUUUCGCUGCAUAUAUAUCGUAAAUCAGUUUAGUAAACACCAAUUCGGUCACUGCCAAGUAGUGAUGGAGAAAGAAGCCUUUUAAAAACGAAAUUGAAACAAUUUCGCUCCAAAAUGACUCUCUGUUUGUAAUCGCUGGACGUUUGCUAGUCAAAACAGUGUAAAGCAACGACGACAACAAACGCGUAGGUGUACAAACACACAGGAACAUGGCGUUUAUUAAAGAGGAGAACGAAGACUUCAGGAUUGAAGAAGUGUUCAGUAUUACACAAAAAGAUUUCGAGGAACAAACAGACCUCACUGCACUGAAAGAGGAGAAUAAAGAACUGAAUGAAAUGGAGGAGAAAGAUCAGUAUGAGAACCAUCAUGGUUUCAUAACUGAAGGAAAAUCUUUCAGUUGCUCACAGACUACACAGACUUCCUCACCAAAAAUAAUUAAAAAACAGAUAGAAAGUAGAAGUAAUUUAACCUGCUUUCAGUGUGGAAAGCAUUUCAAUCACCAUAGAAACCUGACAAUCCACAUGAGAGUUCACACUGGAGAGAAACCUUACACUUGCCAACAGUGUGGAAAGAGUUUCAGUCAAAAAGGAGUUCUUAACAGGCACAUGAGAAUUCACGCCAGUGAGAAGUCUUAUAAAUGCCAGCAGUGUGGACAGAAUUUUUAUCAACGUCGAAACCUGAAAGUCCACAUGAAAAUUCAUGCAGGAGAAAGCCCUUUCACCUGCCAACAGUGUGGAAAAUGUUUUGAAGGAAAAAGAAACCUUGAUUAUCACAUUAGAGUACACACUAGGGAGAGUCCUUUCAUCUACCAGCAGUGUGGAGUAAGUUUUACUCAGAAAGGAAGCCUUAAAAGGCACAUGCGAAUUCACAGUGGAAAGAAACCUUACUCGUGCCAAGAGUGUGGAGUAAGUUUCAUUCAAAAAGCCACUCUUGAUAGCCACAUGAGAAGUCACACUAGAGAAAACCCUCUCACAUGCCAACAGUGUGGAAAGAGUUUCUGUUCAAAUAGAAACCUUUACAGGCAUAUGAGAAUUCACACUGGAGAGAAACCUUACUCAUGCCCUCAGUGUGGAAAGAGUUUUCAUCAAAAGGGAAACCUUAAACUCCACAUGAAAAUUCAUACAGGAGAGAGGUCUUUUACCUGCCAAGAGUGUGGAAAACAUUUCAGCGAAAAAGUAAACCUUGAUUACCACAUGAGAGAACACACCGGAGAAAGCCUUUUCACCUGUCAGCAGUGUGGAGUAAGUUUUACUCGGAGAUUAAGCCUUAACAAGCAUAUGAGAAUUCACACUGGAGGGAAACCUUUCCCCUGCCAACAGUGUGGACAGAGUUUCAUUCUAAAAGAAAGCCUUAAAAGGCACAUGAGAACUCACACUGUAGAGAAACCUUACUCAUGUGCUCAGUGUGGAAAGAGUUUUUAUCAAAAUGAAAAGCUCAAGGUACACAUGAGAAUUCACACUAGACAAAACAAUUUCACCUGCCAGCAGUGUGGAGCAAGUUUUACUCAGAAAGGAAGCCUUAACAGGCAUAUGAAAAAUCACACUGGAGAAAACCGUUUCACCUGCCAACAGUGUGGAGUAAUUUUCACUCAAAAAGCAACUCUUGAUAGCCACAUGAGAAGUCACACUAGAGAAAACCCUUUGACCUGCCAACAGUGUGGAAAGAGUUUCAGUCUAAAAGAAAGCCUUAAAAGGCAUAUGAGAAUUCACACUGGAGAGAAACCUUACUCAUGCCCUCGAUGUGGAAAGAGUUUUAAUCAAAAAGGACACCUUAAACUCCACAUGAAAGUUCAUAUAAGAGAAAGGACUUUUACCUACAAAUGGCGUGGAAAACAUUUCACCCAAAAAGGAAACCUUAAUUACCACAUGAGUGUACACACUGGAGAAAGCCCUUUCACCUGCCAACAGUGUGGAGUAAGCUUUACACAAAAAGGAACUCUCAAUAGGCACAUGAAAAUUCACACUGGGGAGAAGCCUCACACAUGCCAACAGGGUGGAAAGAGUUUCGAUCAAAAUGAAAAGCUUGAGGUACAUGUGAGAACUCACACUGGAGAAAGCCCUUUUACCUGUCAACAGUGUGGAGUAAGUUUUACUCAAAAAGGAACUCUCAAUAAGCACAUGAAAAUUCACACUGGGGAGAAGCCUCACACAUGCCAACAGUGUGGAAAGAGUUUCAGUCUAAAAGAAAGCCUUAAAAGGCACAUGAGAAUUCACACUGGAGAGAAACCUUAUUCAUGCCCUCAAUGUGGAAAGAGUUUUAAUCAAAAGGGAAACCUUAAACUCCACAUGAAAAUUCAUACAAGAGAAAGGACUUUUACCUACAAACAGUGUGGAAAGCAUUUCAGCCAAAAAGGAAACCUUAAUCACCACAUGAGUUUACACACUGGAGAAAGCCCUCUUAACUGCCAACAGUGUGGAGUAAGCUUUACUCAAAAAGGAACUCUCAAUAGGCACAUGAAAAUUCACACUGGGGAGAAGCUUCACACAUGCCAACAGUGUGGAAAGAGUUUUGAUCAAAAUGAAAAGCUUGAGAUACACAUGAGAACUCACACUGGGGAAAGCCCUUUCACCUGCCAACAGUGUGGAGCAGGUUUUACUCAAAAAGGAACUCUCAAUAGGCACAUGAAAAUUCACACUGGGGAGAAGCUUCACACAUUCCAACAGUGUGGAAAGAGUUUCGAUCAAAAUGAAAAGCUUGAGAUACACACGAGAACUCACACUGGAGAAAACCCUUUCACCUGCCAGCAGUGUGGAGUAAGUUUCACUCAGAAAGCGACUCUCGAUAGCCAUAUGAGAAGCCACACUAGAGAAAACCCUUUGACCUGCCAACAGUGUGGAGUAAGUUUUACUCAAAAAGGAACUCUCAAUAGGCACAUGAAAAUUCACACUGGGGAGAAGCCUCACACAUGCCAACAGUGUGGAAAGAGUUUUGAUCAAAAUGAAAAGCUUGAGGUACACAUGAGAACUCACACUGUAGAAAACCCUUUCACCUGUCAUCAGUCUGGAAAGAGUUUUGAUCAAAAUGAAAAGCUUGAGGUACACGUGAGAACUCACACUGGAGAACGCCCUUUCACCUGCCAACAGUGUGGAGUAAGUUUCACUCAGAAAGCAGCUCUCGAUAGCCAUAUGAGAAGCCACACUAGAGAAAACCCUUUGACCUGCCAACAGUGUGGAAAGAGUUUCAGUUUAAAGGAAAGCCUUAAAAGACACAUGAGAAUUCACACUGGAGAGAAACCUUACUCAUGCCAACAGUGUGGAAAGAGUUUUAAUCAAAAGGGAAACCUUAAACUCCACAUGAAAAUUCAUACAAGAGAAAGGACUUUUAUCUACAAACAGUGUGGAGCAGGUUUUACUCAAAAAGGAACUCUCAAUAGGCACAUGAAAAUUCACACUUUGGAGAAGCUUCACACAUGCCAACAGUGUGGAAAGAGUUUCGAUCAAAAUGAAAAGCUUGAGAUACACACGAGAACUCACACUGGAGAAAACCCUUUCACCUGCCAGCAGUGUGGAGUAAGUUUCACUCAGAAAGCGACUCUCGAUAGCCAUAUGAGAAGCCACACUAGAGAAAACCCUUUGACCUGCCAACAGUGUGGAGUAAGUUUUACUCAAAAAGGAACUCUCAAUAGGCACAUGAAAAUUCACACUGGGGAGAAGCCUCACACAUGCCAACAGGUUGGAAAGAGUUUCGAUCUAAAUGAAAAGCUUGAGAUACACACAAGAACUCACACUGGAGAAAAUCCUUUGACCUGCCAACAGUGUGGAAAGAGUUUUGAUCAAAAUGAAAAGCUUGAGAUACACACGAGAACUCACACUGGAGAAAACCCUUUGACCUGCCAACAGUGUGGAGUAAGUUUUACUCAAAAAGGAACUCUCAAUAGGCACAUGAAAAUUCACACUGGGGAGAAGCCUCACACAUGCCAACAGUGUGGAAAGAGUUUCAAUCAAAAUGAAAAGCUUGAGAUACACAUGAGAACUCACACUGGAGAAAACCCUUUCACCUGCCAGCAGUGUGGAAAGAGUUUCGAUCAAAAUGAAAAGCUUGGGAUACACAUGAGAAGUCACACUGGAGAAAACCCUUUGACCUGCCAACAGUGUGGAAAGAGUUUCCGUCUAAAAGAAAGCCUUAAAAGGCAUAUGAGAAUUCACACUGGAGAGAAACCUUAUUCAUGCCCUCGAUGUGGAAAGAGUUUUAAUCAAAAGGGAAACCUUAAACUCCACAUGAAAAUUCAUACAAGAGAAAGGACUUUUACCUACAAACAGUGUGGAGCAGGCUUUACUCAAAAAGGAACUCUCAAUAGGCACAUGAAAAUUCACACUUUGGAGAAGCUUCACAAAUGCCAACAGUGUGGAAAGAGUUUCGAUCAAAAUGAAAAGCUUGAGGUACACGUGAGAACUCACACUGGAGAAAACCCUUUCACCUAUCAUCAGUCUGAAAAGAGUUUCGAUCAAAAUGAAAAGCUUGAGGUACACGUGAGAACUCACACUGGAGAAAACCCUUUCACCUGCCAGCAGUGUGGAAAAAGUUUCAAUCUAAAAAGAAACCUUAACAGGCACAUGAGAAUUCACAGUGAGAGGAAGCCUUACACAUGCUCUCAGUGUGGGCGGAAUUUUUAUUCUCAUGGAAACCUGAAAGCCCACAUGACAAUUCAUACAGGUGAAACUCCUUUUACCUGCCAUCAGUGUGGAAAAAGUUUCAGCCGAAAAGGAACCCUUAAAAUGCACAUGAGAGUGCACACUAGAGAAAGCCCUUUCGCUUGCCAACAGUGUGGAAAGAGUUUCAGUCUAAAAGGAAGCCUUAAAAGACACAUGAGAAUUCACACUGGAGAGAAACCUUACUCAUGCCCUCAGUGUGGAAAGAGUUUUCGUCACCAUGGAAACCUUAAAGUCCACAUGAAAAUUCAUACAGGAGAAAAACCUUUCACCAGCCAACAGUGUGGAGUAAGUUUUACUCAAACAGGGACUCCCAAUAGGGACAUGAGAGUACACACUGAAGAAAGACGUUUGACCAGCCAACAGUACGAAAUAAAUUAAUUUAAGAAGACAUGCUUAACAGGCAAAUGAGAUUUCACACCAGAGAAAAAGUUUUAAUGAGCAUAACCUGAAGUCAUACUGGAGAGACCUUUUACCUGCAUACAAUGUGGAAGUUUCUGCAGAAGUCCAUAUCUGGCUCAUGAGAGAGAAGCCAUUUACAUGUGAUCAGUGUGGACAGAGUUUCAGAUAAACCUAACCCUUAAGCUCAAUCCUUGAGGAUACACUCCAGAAAAUGUCAUCAAAGUGGAAGUUUCACAAAUAGGAAACACUUAAAAGUCAUGUAAUAACUCUCAUCAGAGAGAGGUCUUACAUGUCACAUUACUGUUAAAAGACUUGCAGAAACUAAGCAAACCUUGAGGUUCACACUGGAGAUGAAUUUUUCACUUGCCCCCGGUGUGGAAUGAGUUUCAACCUUAAAGGAAGUGUGAACAUUCACAUGGGACUUCACAAUGCAGAAAGAUAUUUCAUAUGUCUUUAAAGUGAAUAGUUUCAUAUAUCAAAAGGCCUGUUUACAAUUGGUCACGUUAUGCAUUUUCUCUGAUCAGAUCUUGAAAAGACCUGGUGGGAAUACCCUCCAAAAUGCUUUUGAGACACAUUUAAAUCAGAUCGCUCAAACCAAAUCAAGAGGUGGUCAGGGCCACAUUCUAGAAGAAGCUGGACAAUGUAAAUGCAUCUGGUUGUUGAAACCACGUAUGCAAAUUUUACUUCUCCUAAAAUAUUCCCGAAAUAUCCUUGUGGGUAGUGCGCAGACAUAUAGCACAACUGUGCUCGCAGCAACCCGAGUUCGAAUCCCGCCUCAAGAUCCUUUGCCUCUCCGCCCAGUACUUUCCUGUUAUCUCUACCUUCCUGUCCAUUAAAGGCCCAAAAAAGCCCAAAAAUAUAACUAAUAUAGUUAUUAUUUAAAAAUAAUAAUAAUAAUAAUAAACAUCAGAGGGCUUUAACGGCUAUGUGGCAUGUUAUAAUCAGAUUUGACAGUGUUAAUGCAACACACAUCGCAACGGAUUAAAAAGUAGUGAGUAGUUAAAAGUAGUGAGACUAACCUAGUUAGUCUAUCUUUCUGGCAGUGCUGAUGCUCUCUCCUGUUGCAGUCUUUGAUCUUGAAAUUAGCUGAUAAUGAAUAAAAUCUUUAGAUUUAGAAGAUUUAUUUUUGGCCUUUAUUAUGAUAGGAUAGAUUGCGAAGUGGGAGAGAGAGAGGGGCUAGGAUCGGGAAAGGUCCUCGAGCCGGGAUUCAAACUCGAGAUGCCCGCACUACCCAUAAGGCUAUCGGCGCUGACGUGAAGACACGUGUAAAUGGAAACAUUUGAACAAAUCAGAUAGAUAUCCAAUGAGAGAAAACGCAUGAAGUGACCAAUUGUAAAUAGGCCCAUAGAGACUACUCUAAGUUCUACUCAGUGUGGCAGAAGGUUUACAAAAAAAGAAUUUCAGUAAUCAGUUAUGCAUUCAUUCUGGAAGAAUUUAAGUAGUGCAAAUGUGAGACCCUAUUUAUAUAUCUCAUUACUCAUAGAAAUACAUUUUUUAAAUGUGUUGCCACUAGUUUUUAUAACCCAACUUUGAGACCAACAUUAGUCAUGCAAAAAAAAAAAAAAAUAUAUAUUUUGUUGUAUAUUUGAUUGCUACACUGUGUACAUACUGUGUUAUGUUGUUAUGUUAACUGUAAAUAUAUUCCACACUUUUUGCAAGGAACUAUUGUGUGAUCUUGUCCUCUUUCCUUUUUUAGUUUUCUUUUAGUUGAUAUCCUUACAGAGAGGUUAGGACGUGAUAAUUGGGAGUUUGUCUGUUAACAACAAUUGGAAAUGUAGAUUUAAAUUUGAUCUGUAAGUAGGGGCGGGCUUACCAAGUUUUUAUAAUUUAGAGGUAAGUGUUGGUAGGGUGGUAGCCAAAUCGGUAGAGUGAUCAUACGUGACAAUUUUCCCAGACAUGUCCUGGCCAGGAUCUGCCUUAAAUGUCUAGGUUUAGGCUUUGUUUUCCUGUUUUCAUACUCAGCAAAAGUAAUGAUAAAAAAUUAGCAAUAAUAAGUUUGACAAGUAACUUGCAGGCAUUGUACAUAAUCAACCAAUUGUAGUGUAUGAGAUACUGGGAUCUACAGAAAACGAUGGAAAUGCAUGUACAUAUUAUGUGUGCUCGACUUAAAGCGGCACUGCGCAGCCCGAUUGGUGUAUGACAUUAAUCAGAAACAGAAUCAGAAAGAGCUUUAUUGCAAAGUGUGCUCACACACACAGGGAAUUUGUCUUGGUGACAGAAGCUUCCAGUGGCCAAUGGCUACAUUUCCCGAAACCUUCUUAAAAGAGUUAGACUGGAGCCAGUCCAGUAUAGGAUUGACUUUAAGCUCCCAGUAUUUGUAUGUAAGUGUUUGAAUGGGUUAGCUCUCUCUUACCUGUCAGAGCUCUUACAGGUGCACAACCCUGCUAAAUCUUUAAGGUCUUCUGACCAAUCAAUUUUAGUUGUUCAGAGGAUGAGGCACAAGCAAAAGGGGUGAUCGGGCCUUUGCAGUGGCAGCUCAAAAAAAGAUGGAACGGUCUUCCUUUCCACAUCAGAAAUUGUCCUACUCUAAAUAUUUUUAAAAGAUGUCUGAAGGCUCAUUUUGUGUGCGUAGCUUGUGAUCUUCAUUAUUGUACUGCACUUUGGUCAGUGCUUUAUUUUAAUAGUGCUUUAUAAAUAAAUAAACUGAACUGAAUCUUGCCUAUUCUCACCUGUGUCUAAGCUAAAUCUGUAUUGCGCAUCCUUUUGACUCUGUAUCAGUUCCACUGUCAAUAAAUACCACUUGAUCAU